Molecule: messenger RNA, 1707 nt
Organism: Cladophialophora psammophila CBS 110553
Lineage: Eukaryota; Fungi; Ascomycota; Eurotiomycetes; Chaetothyriales; Herpotrichiellaceae
Exons: 9
Coding region: 1-1707 (568 amino acids)
Molecular function (GO): NADP binding; N,N-dimethylaniline monooxygenase activity; flavin adenine dinucleotide binding
Source: RefSeq, a predicted model, not a curated record
AUGGUGAAUGAACUCGGUUAUAGAGUUGAGCCGCAAUGGCAUUCGAAACCGAAUUACAUGCGGGUUAUUUGCGUUGGCGCCGGUGCUGCGGGCUUGUUGGUGGCGUACAAGAUGAAGAAGGAUAUCAAGAAUUACGAACUCGUCUGUUACGAGAAGAACUCCGGAAUUGGUGGAACGUGGUUUGAGAAUCGUUAUCCAGGUUGUGCUUGUGAUGUUCCCGCACACGCGUAUACCUUUUCAUUUGAGCCGAAUCCAGAGUGGUCCAGUUUCUAUGCAUAUGCGCCAGAGAUUAAGCAGUAUUUCGAGAAGUUUGCCGAUAAAUACGAUCUCCACCCCUUCAUAAAACUCAAUUCCAGGGUCCUAUCUGCAACUUGGGUGGAGGAGAAAGGCAUAUACGAGGUUGAGGUUGACAUGGAGGGUCGCAGGAUCAAUGAUUGGUGUCAUGUCUUCAUAAACGGCACUGGUUUCCUCAACGACUGGAAGUGGCCGAAGAUCGAAGGACUGCAUGAUUUCGAGGGAAAACUUCUUCAUAGCGCAAAUUGGGACACAUCGGUUGAUUAUACCAACAAGAAAGUCGCGGUAAUUGGAACGGGGUCGUCUGCCAUUCAAAUCGUGCCACAGGUCCAGAAGAAAGCGAAACACCUGAUUACAUUCAUGAGAUCUGUAACAUGGAUUUCUCCACCCGUUGGAGGCCAGGUUCUUGAAGAGGACAAAAGUCAUUCUUCAGACGCCAAUCAAAAACAGGCACCUCAGGCACAAUAUUGGUACACCGAAGAGGACAAGAAGAAGUUCCGUGAAGAUCCUCAAGCCUUGCUCCAAUACCGAAAGAAACUCGAAUCGAGUGUCAACAAUUUGUUCGACAUGUUCAUCGCCGGAUCAGAGACAUCCAAAUGGGCCGAGAAGCUGAUGCGAGAGGAAAUGCAUCGGCGCAUUGGACCAGGACACGAAGAACUGAAACAGAAGUUGAUUCCAUCAUGGGCACCAGGCUGUCGAAGAAUAACUCCUGGCGAUGGCUAUCUCGAGGCUUUGGUUAAAGAAAACGUGACACCAAUUCAUAACGAGAUUGUCAAGGUCGUGCCCGAAGGACUGAUCGAUGAUGCUGGUCGCCUGCAUAAGGUCGACAUCCUUGUUUGCGCCACGGGGUUCAACCUCGCAUUCGCGCCGCCAUUUAAAGUCUUCGGAGUGGAUGGUGUCAGCAUGGCAGAUGAGUUCAACCCAGAACCACACGUUUAUCUUGCCCUCACAGUGCCCAAAUUUCCCAACUACUUCGUUGUCAAUGGCGUCCGAGGCAAUUGGGCCUCUGGGACAGCUCUUCCAUCGCAUGAAGUCCAAGUCGAAUACAUCUUGCAAUGCAUGAAGAGGAUCCAGGAGGAAAAUAUUCGAGCGCUAGAAGUUAAAAUGGAGCCGGUGAAACAAUUGUAUGAGCAUAUUGACGAAUGGCACAAAGGCUCUGUCUGGAACACAGAGUGCAAGAGUUGGUAUAAAAACAACAUCAUUGGUGGUAAGCUGUGGAUUUGGGGUGGUUCGGCGCUUCAUUAUAUGAAAACCAUUAAAUUCGUCCGGUGGGAGCAUUAUGAUUUUCGAUAUAACAACAGGAAUAUGUGGUCGUUCCUCGGAAACGGUCGCGUGGAGGCUGAAGUGAUGAAAGAUACUUCGAGAUUAGCACCAUACAUGAGGAACGAGGACGUACCUUGGAUGAUAGACUGA